GUGUGUCUUUUGUUCGUGUUUAUUUUUUGAUGUGGAACAUAAUGAACUGAGGAGGUCAUAACACUCCAGACAUGAAUCCUCCAAACAGUCAUGACCAGACUUUGCUAUUUAAUUUGUCUUGACCUGGAACAGAUGCAGACUCAUAUAGGAAACUUGAGAAGCACCAAAUGGGUAAAUCCCAAAUCUCAUAUAGUAUAAACAUCAAUAUCUUCCUCACUUGUGUCCUUUACUUGCGACUUUAUUAUGCCCACUGAAGAUACAAGGAAGAAAUUUGAGGAGAGAGGAAUCAAGGAAAUUCAUUUUAGAGAAAUGAGACCUUCUUUUCCUUCAAUCCUGCAUCUGAAGUGUCCAAUCACCAACUGAUUCUGAUGUUGGACCUUAAAAAAAAUCAGUGAAAGAUGCUCUUGUGUAUCUCCUCAAUCCUCACUCUUCAGAGCAGGUAUAUGUCAAAGUCAAUUAAAAUGUGUGUGUAUCUCAUACAUGCUAAAUUAAGUCACUGUUGUUUCUUUUCAUAAUUAUGAAAACAAUACAAACCAGGGUAAUGGUUAGUGUUGACUUUAGUUCAUAACCUUCUACACUGAGAGCUGCCUUGCAUGCUGUUUUUGUACUGAUCUUGUUACAAAGUGCCUCCACCAGCUGCAGCUGUAGGUUCUUCAUGUCAAAUGAAGAAGUGACUCUUCAAGCUGAGAAGUGUAAAAGGAAAAUAAAUCUGUCUGCUCAUCAACUUAAAAAACUGUGAUCUUUUCAAAGGACCAUAUCAGAGAACGACAUGCUGGAGAGUAUUGGUGCAUUUGCCUUCACCGGCCUCCUUCACCUCACUAAUAUCAUCAUCUCUAAAAAUGUUGCUUUAGAGAGUAUUGGAGCUUUUGCUUUCUCCAGUCUCCCAGGACUCACUGAGAUAUGGAUAUCAGCGUCAAAACACCUGACUUACAUCCACCCAGAUGCAUUCAAGAACAUAGAGAAACUCCGGUAUCUGACCAUCUCCAACACCGGACUGAGAAUUUUUCCAGACUUCACAAAGAUCCGCUCUACAGCCCACAGUUUUGUGUUAGACCUUGAGGAUAACAUCCACAUAGAGAGAGUCCCAACCAAUGCCUUCAGAGGCCUCUGCACUCAAACUAUCACAGAGAUACGGCUCACCAGAAAUGGCAUCAAGGAGGUGGCAAGUGACGCCUUCAACGACACAAAGAUGCACAGAUUGUUCCUAGGAGGCAACCAACAGCUUACUCACAUCAAUCCCAAUGCUUUUGUGGGUUCCAGUGAGUUGGUGGUACUGGACAUCUCCCACACAGCUCUCAGCUCCCUGCCAGACCCCAUCCUCGGUGGACUCCACAGGCUGAUCACAGAGUCCGCCUUCUAUCUGAAAGAACUUCCUCCUGUUCAGCUCUUCACCAAACUGCGCCAUGCUAACCUGACGUACACAUCUCACUGCUGCGCCUUCCAAAACAUAUACAGGAACAGAUCCAGGUGGCAUGCCCUGUGUUCCCACCCCCAUGCUCAGAAUAACCCUCACUUCUACAGAGAGUACUGCACCAACUCCACCUCGAUCAGCUGCAGCCCUGUGCCAGACGAUUUUAACCCCUGUGAGGACAUCAUGUCCUUCAUCUGCCUAAGGGUCCUCAUCUGGAUCAUCUCCAUCCUGGCACUGCUGGGGAAUGCAAUUGUACUCCUUGUAUUGUUAGGCAGCCCCUCCAAGCUAACUGUUCCUCGGUUCUUCAUGUGUCACUUGGCCUUUGCUGACCUCUGCAUGGGCAUCUACCUGGUAGUCAUAGCAACCGUAGACAUACUCACUAGUGGCCGGUACUACAACCAUGCCAUAGACUGGCAGGCAGGCCUGGGCUGCAGCGCUGCAGGCUUCCUUACGGUGUUUGCCAGUGAGCUCUCAGUGUUCACAUUAACAGCGAUCACCCUUGAGCGCUGGCACACCAUCACUUACGCCCUAAGGCUCGACUGUAAGCUUCGCCUGAGGCACGCAUGUAUCGUCAUGACAGUAGGCUGGAUCUUCUCCUCCCUCACUGCUUUGCUGCCCAUUGUUGGGGUCAGCAGCUACAGCAAGGUGAGUAUCUGCUUGCCUAUGGAUGUGGAGUCUCGGGUGUCUCAGGUCUGUGUGGUGUCCGUCCUCCUCCUCAACCUCCUGGCCUUCUUCUGUGUGUGUGGCUGUUACCUCAGCAUCUACCUGACGGUCCACAACCCCUCGUCAGCGCCAGCCCAUGCGGACACCCGCAUAGCCAAACGCAUGGCCAUCCUUAUCUUCACUGACUUCAUUUGCAUGGCUCCCAUCUCCUUCUUUGCAAUCUCAGCAGCCCUCAAGUUCCCUCUUAUUACCGUCUCAGAGUCUAAAUUCCUGCUAGUGAUCUUCUAUCCAUUCAACUCAUGUGCCAACCCCCUCCUCUAUGCAUUCUCCACCCGUAGCUUCAGGCGUGACUUUUUCCUCUUCACAGCUCGCUUUGGCCUGUUUAAAACCCAGGCACAGAUUUACCGGACAGAAAGUUCCUCCAUGACCUCUCCAAAGAGCAGCCAUGUGGUGCUGUACUCCUUGGUCAAUACAUUAAGUCUAGAUGUGAAACAAGGAUGUUGACUGUCUUUCAAAAAUCUAAAGACUUUUAGCUCGAUUGUCAACAGAAGGGUGAUAUUUCUCUCCCUGUAGAGGUCAUAUGCAAGUAAAGCUAAUUUUUCUUAGCUCCAGUAGAGUAGAACUUUGACCAGAAACACCUCAUAAAGUUUCACAGAUUCAGAGGUGCACUUCUUUCCACAUAUGCAUGUGUGUGGAUCAGACUGCUAAAUGCUCAUAUGAAUUGGUUAUUGUCAUAUUUUGUUGAUUUUCAUGUAGCUUCUAAAUGUGUUGCAGAUACUGAGUCUUUGGACCUUGUAUCUGAAACACAACAAUAUAAAGCACAAGUGUCAGUGUCCCUGCAAAACCAUGUGAUGUGUGGGUAAACAUUACUCUACAGCUACACAAAGAUAUCUACAGAACAACCGCAGACACUUGGGCUAGAUCUAGGUCAAGAAGCUGUCCUACAUAAUUCCUUGUGUUUGUUUUAAUUUGACUGGGAUGCCAGAUGGGUGGAGUUUGCUGCAUCAUAACAAUUUAGAUAAGUAAAAGUAGGAGCAGUAGGAGAAGUCAGUUGCUUUCACUUUUAUGUGUAGUCUUUUGUAACAAACUCCAUCCAUCUAGCAAAAUGAAACAUGCUGAAUACUUUGGAGCAGUUCAGUAAAGGUUGUGAUGCUUUGGAUAUCAGCAUACAGUAUGCACAUAAAAAAAAUCAUUCAUUUAACAUUCAGCUCUAUGAUAUUUAUGAAGGAGCACUCUACAGGGACCUACUGAUUAACAAUCUCCUCAUACACUGUUUCUGCUGCUUCCACAUCCCAUCCUACCCUUCAGGUUCUCUAUUUUUUUUUUAAAUAAAACAUAUAAUUAUCUUUGUAAUGUAAUUAUGUUUAUUGUUUGUAUAUGAAUGUACUGCUAAGUGUCACCUUUUUCCAUGAGUUCUGUACAAAAUAUAUGUUUGGUAUGUUUUUUACUAUCAUUUUAUAAAGAUGGUUAUUAUAGUCUAUCUGCUUGAGUAGAUUUUGAAAGGUGAAGGUUGUGUGUGAAAGGGAAACACACAUACACACACACACACACACACACACACACAUACACAACUGAGCUGUCUUUAUCUGGAAAUGCUGUCCUCCAUAGCAUCCAGAGCCUUCAAGGACAAAGCGACCCUUCCAAUCUCUGCUGUGUGCCAGGGUGAGUGGGUGGUUGUGGGAGGGUAGACUGCACAGCUGCUCUUUCUGCUUAUUACAGAAGGAUUUAUAUGGCAGCUAAAUAAGAAACACACAUGUACACAUUUAGAAGUAACACAGGGCUUCGAGGCUGCAGCUGCAAGAAGGAGUCCAUCUCAUUGAUAUGGAUACGCCGCCUCCUACAUGCCAACACUGAACAUGUGGGUGCAUUUAUACACUUUAACCACCAGGUGAUGCUACUGAUGCAGGAUUUAUUGUCAUCUCUGCUCUGUUAACAACAACAACUUGACAGCAAAGAACACCUUUAUAGUGGUUCAGCAUGAGGUAAAAUUAGUCAGUAUGGAGGUUUAGUUUAACAAUAAAAUGUACUGUUCUCUGUCUUGGCAGCUGGUAGCAUUUCUUUCUUCUUUAUUUCUUUCUUAGUAUGUCUUCACAAAGAUGUAUUUGCAACAAAACAGACAUAAAAACAAAACCAAUGUCGAGAGAGAGAGAGAGAAUAGCUGUAUACAUGAUUACAUCAGUGUAUUCAAAAAGAAAUGGUGUAUUUCUGAAAAAGAGUGACUUCAAGUUUAGAUUGAAACUGUCUCAGUAAGGUACUGCUUUGCAGCUCUGGUCAGGAAACUGUCUGAAAAUAUACCUCGUACAGGUUAUAAAAAUUCAUACAGUAGUUUUAUGUGCUCUAUUUUUAUUCCUUUUAUUCCUAUUAUGUCAUUUCAAUGAACAUUCCUUUGUUUGUCUGCAUU
Monopterus albus (swamp eel) is the source of this 4475-nucleotide messenger RNA. RefSeq names its product follicle stimulating hormone receptor (gene fshr). Gene Ontology annotation, cellular component: plasma membrane. Gene Ontology annotation, molecular function: follicle-stimulating hormone receptor activity; protein binding; thyroid-stimulating hormone receptor activity. The record is from RefSeq and is a predicted model, not a curated record. Gene Ontology annotation, biological process: follicle-stimulating hormone signaling pathway; adenylate cyclase-activating G protein-coupled receptor signaling pathway; hormone-mediated signaling pathway. The transcript is spliced from 13 exons. The coding region runs from base 770 to 2578 and encodes 602 amino acids. Lineage: Eukaryota; Metazoa; Chordata; Actinopteri; Synbranchiformes; Synbranchidae.